AUGUCGUCUAACGGUCAAAACGCAAGCAUUCAUAGACUAGGACAGGCCAACGAACAAACAUGGUUACAGAUGGGCUCGGCUGCAGAGUUGAUGCAAGAGUAUGAUCGGGCCAUGAGCGCUUACGAGUCUGCAUUACGUCAUAAUGCCUAUUCUAUUGCUGCUCUGUCAGGAAUAGCCGCUCUUUGUCGAGGGAGGGAACAAUUUCCGAGGGCCGUUGAUUAUUUUCAAAGGAUUUUAAAUAUUGAUCAAACAAAUGGAGAGAUUUGGGGAGCAUUAGGUCAUUGCUACUUGAUGAUGGAUGACCUACAGAAAGCUUAUCAUGCUUACCAACAGGCUCUUUAUCAUUUACCUAAUCCAAAAGAGCCAAAACUCUGGUACGGCAUUGGUAUUUUAUAUGAUCGGUAUGGUUCGCUUGAACAUGCAGAGGAAGCCUUUUCCCAGGUGAUGAGAAUGGAACCAAAAUUCGAGAAGGCCAAUGAAAUUUAUUUUAGACUUGGUAUUAUAUAUAAGCAACAACAAAAAUACGAUCAGAGUUUAGAGUGUUUUAAAUAUAUUCUUCAUAAUCCACCGAGACCUUUAACUGAGGUUGAUAUAUGGUUUCAAAUUGGUCAUGUGUAUGAACAGCAAAAAAAUUUUGGUGCUGCUAAAGAAGCUUAUGAGCGUGUCUUGGCUGAUAAUCCAAAUCAUGCCAAAGUGCUUCAGCAAUUGGGAUGGCUUUACCAUCAACAAAGCGCAAGUUUCAGCAAUCAAGACUUGGCUAUCUCAUACUUAACAAAAUCACUAGAAUCUGAUGGAAAUGAUGCGCAGUCGUGGUAUCUUCUGGGACGUUGUUAUAUGGCCCAACAAAAAUAUAAUAAGGCUUACGAAGCAUAUCAACAAGCUGUCUAUCGUGAUGGGCGUAAUCCAACGUUUUGGUGUUCCAUCGGUGUCCUUUAUUAUCAAAUUAAUCAGUUCCGCGAUGCCCUGGAUGCUUAUAGCAGAGCAAUUCGUUUGAAUCCAUUUAUUAGUGAAGUGUGGUACGAUCUGGGCACGCUUUACGAAUCUUGUAAUAAUCAAAUCAAUGACGCGUUAGAUGCCUAUCAUCGUGCUGCUGAGUUGGAUCCUGCGAACCCUCAUAUAAAGCAAAGGUUACAAAUGCUAAGAACUCAGCAGGCUCAAGGAGGACAAACCACCGCGCCAAUCCCUCAGGAUGUUAAUCCUCAAGCUUAUCAACAAUCGAAUGGUCCAUCAAUGCUUGGUAACCCUCCAACCUUUGCACAGCCAACUCCUGGCCCACCGGGACCUCCUGGUAUGCCAACAUAUGGAAGUAGACAAGAAAAUAAGCAACCCCAUCCACCUAUUUCAUUAUCAUCAAUUCAUGCUCAUGGAGAUAAUCAUCGUGACUUACCUCCAAUGUCAAGAGGAGACUUGUCUCAAUUGCAAAGAGGUGAUUUACCUCCCAUGUCAACUCCAAUGUCACUCUCAAGGAGAAGUCCGGUUCCCUCCGGAUCAUAUGCACCUCAACCACCCCAUCUCCGUGAACCAAGGCCACCUACACCACCAAUUCAUCAAAUUAAUAAUUCAGUCAUGUCUCCACACGAUCAAAGACCCAUAACGCCUCACCAAUCACAACAAUCACAAACGCCUUUACGUUCAGAUAAACGUUCGUCACCGCCUCCGACGCUUCCUCAAAUUCAAGAUGAUAAUCGACGCCCGAGAUAUUCUCCUCAAUUACCUGAACCCCAUUCACAAUUACGUCCUACUUAUCCUUCUUCACCAAGGAUUAAUGAACACGGUAGCUCACAGCAUUCAGGUUAUCAUCAACCUCCUCAUCAUGAAAUUACUCGUUCUCCUCCGAUCGGUGAUCGUCGUGAUUCCGAAAUGUAUGAUCAUAACAAGAUGCACAUCGAUUAUCGAGAAUCUCCAUCCAAACCUGAAGAAACUGCAGUUACCUCUGGUCACGAUCAUGGAAGAGUUUCAAUUUUGAAUAGUCACCCUCAGAUUGAUCAGCUCGAUCAUAGAAUGCACGUUGAUGGUGGCUCGGUUGAUGAUAAAAUUCCACCAUUCACCCCCUAUCGUCAAGAAGAUCAUCCUAUACUUAACUUGGAAUCUCCUGUUAGGGAGAGUGCAUAUGGAAACGACAUUCACAGUCCAGUCUCGAGUAUUGCUAAUGAAGAACAUAGUCAUCAAUCGAACAGUCCACCUAGUCCCCAUGAAGAUAAACCAAUAUUACCAGCAAUAAGGACGUCUGUUGAUAGAGGUGGACCAUCAAUUUCAUCUACAGCACGGCAAGUUGACGAAGAUUACGAUGAUGGUACAGCAGCGGCAGAUGUCUUGGUUAGCAUUGGUGAAGGUGGAGCAUCAUCAUCUGCUUCAGGGCAAAAAAGGUCUUUCUCGCCAAAAUCUGGAGAAAAUGAGAUAGAUGAACGUAACCGCGAAGAUUUAAAACGAACCAAGACCUCAUCACCCGGAAGGGAGGAAACACAUUCACCUAGAUCCACACAUUCAGAACGUGAACGUGAAAGAGAUCAAAUAAGAGAAAGGCGAAAAUCAGAGCAAAGUGCUAGCGGUAGUGUAGCACAAUCGCCUACGGAUUUAGAUUAA
Funneliformis mosseae is the source of this 2583-nucleotide messenger RNA. NCBI's taxonomy places the organism in Eukaryota, Fungi, Glomeromycota, Glomeromycetes, Glomerales, Glomeraceae. The record is from the annotation of a GenBank genome assembly.